UACUGAUUUGUACUAUAUUAUAUAUAUGCACUGAGAGUUAAAGUGUUGAGUUCAGAAUCAGAAUUGAAAUAUGGAAGAUAGUAUGAAUAUGUCAGGCUUUUGCAUGAGAUCAUCGUCUGGAAGUAGCAGCACUGGCACAAAGUGUGGCCGUUGGAAUCCAACGACAGAACAAGUUAAACAUCUGACUCAACUUUUUAGAGCAGGGCUCAGAACUCCAAGCACUGAUCAAAUUCAAAAGAUAUCCAAUCAACUCAGUUUUUAUGGUAAGAUUGAGAGCAAGAAUGUGUUCUAUUGGUUUCAAAAUCAUAAGGCUAGGGAAAGACAAAAACGUCGGAAGGUUUCUUUUGAUGAUGAUAAGGAUGUUAUUGUUCAUCAUAGAGACAACUCCAUGCAUGCUUCUAAACAAAAGUUUGUUGAGAUGUACUCAGAGCCUAAUAGGGUGAUUGAGACUCUUGAGCUUUUUCCAUUGAACUCCUUUGGUGAAUCAGAAUCAGAAUCUGAGAAGCUGAGUAUGCAUGUGAAUGAAAGUAGGGAAAAUCCUAUAUUUGCUUACACAUGCACAAUGGGUGAGCAAAUAGAGCAUCCACCAUUAGACUUGCGGUUGAGCUUUGUGUAAAAGAGUUUCAAUCUUUUGUGUUAUGGAAGUAGGUUUAAUUAAC
Molecule: messenger RNA, 659 nt
Organism: Lathyrus oleraceus (garden pea)
Lineage: Eukaryota; Viridiplantae; Streptophyta; Magnoliopsida; Fabales; Fabaceae
Product: WUSCHEL-related homeobox 7
Exons: 2
Coding region: 71-616 (181 amino acids)
Biological process (GO): plant organ development
Molecular function (GO): DNA-binding transcription factor activity; DNA binding
Source: RefSeq, a predicted model, not a curated record